UAAUCCAAAGAGAGAUUUUCCCAUUAUUGAUCCUAGUAGAGAACUUAGGAGGUGAAGCAUGAAUCGUCCCCAUAUCAGUCCAAUAUUCAUUCGAUUGCUUACGUUUUCUGCUUUUCUUACCCUUCUCCUAUGGGAGCUGGCCUAUGCCGAUCCUCCUUAUAGCUUUUGUCCUAACACAAGUGCUGACUAUAGAGACGACAGUCCAUUUAAAAAUAACCUUGAACAACUCCUGAUCUCUUUAUCCUCAAAUGCUUCUUCUUCCAAAUUCUAUAAUACCUCCACAGGAAAUGAUACAGAUAGAGUUUAUGGUGUACACAUGUGCCUCGACUAUGUCACAAAUGAAAACUGCGGGAAGUGCAUAGCAACCGCUACAAAAGACAUUUUGAAGCUCUGUCCAUACACAAGGGAAGCAGUUGUAUGGGAGGAGCUAUGCCAGCUGCGCUACUCCAACCAAAAUUUCUUUGGCCAAGUGAAUGUCACAGGAAACAAGCAGCAAUAUAACCUGAUGAAUAUUUCCCAACCACUACAGUUCAAAUAUCGAUCUGUUGUUAAGGAGACUUUGAAUAAUCUGAUAAUUUGA
This is a messenger RNA of Carya illinoinensis, 580 nucleotides long. Its product is annotated as cysteine-rich receptor-like protein kinase 25. The transcript has a single exon. The coding region runs from base 59 to 580 and encodes 173 amino acids. Lineage: Eukaryota; Viridiplantae; Streptophyta; Magnoliopsida; Fagales; Juglandaceae. The record is from RefSeq and is a predicted model, not a curated record.